CACAAUGGUGGGUGUUCUCCUCCCUUGAAUAAUGGAAACCCCAUUUAACAGAGGACUUUGGAGCCAUACGUAGGAAUUACAGGGCCUGCCUGCCUGUGGGGGUUGCUUGUAGGCUCCAACAGAGACUGUCAACACAUAAAUAUCAGUGUUCAAAGCAGUAUGAGUGACCUUACAGAGUUUGAAAGAUGCCAAAUUGUUGCUGCACGCCUGUCCGGUGCAUCUGUCACCAAAACUGCUCAGCUGUUUAAUGUGGCAAGAGGAACAGUCUCCAGGGUCAUGACUGUAUACAUCAAACAUGGACGAACAGCAUCCGCAAAGAACAACAGUGGGCGCAAGUCUAAGCUCACGGAAAAGGAUAGACAGACACUUCUGAGGAUAGUCGAUGAGCACCCUGAAUAUACAGCCUCAAAGAUAACCUCAGAGUUAAACAGACAUCUAUCUCACACUGUCUCAGUGAAAACUAUACGGCGAGAGCUUCACAAAGCUGGUAUUUUUCGAGGAGCAGCCAGUCGGAAAGCAGAGACCGAAACUGACAGACUGGAGUCAGAAGAAAACAUUGAUAAAACUGAACCUGACAAAGAGUCUGGCAUACAGAAACCUGGUGGAGAAAACACAACACCUGAUCUACAAACAAGUGACAAAGAGUUUGGCACACAAAUCUCUGUGGGAGACAAUUUAAUAUCUGAACACUGGGCUAGAGUCGAAGAUUACAACAAAGACACAUCUGAAAAGAGAAUAGAUCCUGCAUCACAAAUCAGUGAAGAAGAGUACCGCACACACACACCUGAUGAAGAGAGCACAGGACUUGAACCUCAGAACAGCUAAAAGGACUAACUUGUUGCGUUUCAGCAUUUCUAAUCCACAUUGGUCAUGUUAAUGGAAAACCACAGAAUGCCUUCAUCCCUUUAUCUGCCAACUGUGUAAUGCGAUGGCUCUGAUUAUUUACUGUGUGUUAUGUAUUAUUUAUUUUUGCAUGAAUGACGUAUAUUCAGGCUUUUCUCAAGCUUGAUAGUGUUAUGCUGGGUGCUUUUGCCUUUUUUAGGUUAUAUGUAUCAGGAACACCUGAUUAAAAAACAAAGCAGCACCUUUUACUAUUUAUUUAAACAUUACACUGAAUCAAAAAUGUGUAUAUGUUUGUUUGUUAAAGAGAUUAUAUAAAACUGGUAGUUGGCAGAAAGCAUUUGAUGAUGUUAAAGCUCUUCUCACUCUUGCUUCAGUGUUUGCAGCUCCCACUGUACGUGAAUGCCAGCAAUACAAGUGCCAGUGCGUUAUAUAAUAGAAUAGCUUAAGGCUGGAUGUUCACUCCGGAUCCAGCUACGUCUUCUUCCUCAGUUUCAAAGACAGAGGAAUCUCACUCUUCACCCACAUGGUUUCACUUACCUCUUUGCUAACUUGUCCCUAAUAGUGAAUAUCUCGAAAAUCAAAACCUUUUUUACUAAAUGUUUUCAACUAAGAUAAUUUCAGUAAUAUUUUAAAAGCGAAAUUUUUAUUUA
Molecule: messenger RNA, 1493 nt
Organism: Notothenia coriiceps (black rockcod)
Lineage: Eukaryota; Metazoa; Chordata; Actinopteri; Perciformes; Nototheniidae
Exons: 1
Coding region: 160-825 (221 amino acids)
Source: RefSeq, a predicted model, not a curated record